GCAAACACGUGGAGCUCCUGUGGCAACUGAGCGGCGGGUUCAACACACCAGGCUGUUUGCAGAGAGGAGCGAAUGCAAAUAAACAACAGGCCCGACAGAUUUCAGCAUGAGCACAGAUUUAUAGCGAGGGUUCUGCCUCAUCGCAUUCCAAUUCUGCUUGGAAGCAACAUGGCUGAGAGAAGCCGGGAUAUGCACAGGGAAGGAUUGCUGCUGGUGCUCCUCGUUCUGCUCGCUUCCCUCCAUCUGCUAAUAUGUCCCUUCACGAAAGUGGAAGAAAGUUUCAACCUGCAAGCGGCGCACGACCUGUUAUACCAUGGUCUGCAACUGGACAAGUACGAUCAUCAUGAGUUCCCUGGUGUUGUUCCAAGGACCUUUGUGGGACCACUGUUCCUUUCAUUGCUGUCUGCGCCAGCUGCUGCAAUUCUGUCAGCUCUACAUGUGUCCAAGUUUUACUCGCAACUUGUAGUUCGAGGAUGCCUGGGACUCUGUGUGAUUUUUGCGCUCUGGAAGCUUCAGAAAGAAGUUAGAAAACAAUUUGGCUCAACAGUAGCUUCUCUUUACUGUUGGAUCUCAGCAACCCAGUUUCAUCUCCUCUUCUAUUGUUCAAGAACUCUCCCAAAUACAAUUGCAUUUCCUUUUGUCAUCUUGGCCUUCACUGCCUGGAUGCAGCAGAACUAUGGCACCUUUAUUUGGUUUUCAGCCUUAUCCAUCAUUGUGUUCCGAUCUGAGCUUUGCAUAUUCCUGGGCCUCAUGUUGCUGCUAUCAAUAGUGAAUCACCGUAUUUCUAUUUUCAAAAGUCUGUGUCAUGCCGUACCAGCUGGUUUGGUGUGGUUGGGUCUGACUGUGUGUGUGGAUUCUAUAUUUUGGAGACGCCUCCUAUGGCCUGAGGGAGAGGUACUUUGGUACAAUACAGUCUUGAAUAAGAGCUCCAACUGGGGAACAUUACCAUUUUUCUGGUAUUUUUACUCAGUGCUGCCCCGUGCUCUUGGUUGCAGCAUAUUGUUUCUGCCUCUUGGCGCUAGGGACCAGAGGAGUUGGAGGUUUCUGUUCCCCACAGUUGGUUUCAUCUUCUUAUAUUCAUUCCUACCUCACAAGGAGCUGCGCUUCAUAAUCUACACUUUUCCUGUUUUGAAUGUAAUUGCAGCAAUAGGAUGUUCGCACAUAAUGAUCAAUUACUACAAAUCCUUACUAUAUAAGUUAGGAUCUGUUAUUGUGAUUGCACAUCUACUUGGAAAUGCUUGCUACACUGGGAUGUUACUAUAUGUAUCCCACCACAACUACCCAGGUGGAGUUGCCAUGCAAAAACUACACAAGGCUGUGCCUGCAACAACAGAUGUUUCAGUGCACAUUGAUGUUGCUUCUGCACAAACUGGUGUUACCCGAUUCCUUGAACUCAAUCCAAAUUGGUGGUAUGAUAAGAGGGAAGAUCUUAAGCCAGGAAAUGUUGGAAGUUUUGCACAUACUCAUUACAUAAUGGAAAUGAACCCAAUAUAUAUAUCACAGUACAGAAACACUCACAGGAUAAUGUUUAAUAUUUCUGGUUUUAGUGGGAUUGGAUUUAACUUAUCUCAACUACCUCUACUUUAUGUUAAAACUGAGACAAAAUUAGUUAUAUUAGAAAAAAUAUACACAUAUCACGAGAGUAUGAGAAAAGGAUGAAAAUUACCCAGCCUUUCUAACAUUCUUUAUUAAGAUUUACAGACAAUGUGCUGCUGGUUUUCAUUUAUUCAAGAAUCUGUCUGCUUUGAGUGUUUUGAAUUUGCUGUGCUGAGUGGAUGCUUAUGAAAUAAAACAAAAUUGACAAGAGUUUGCUGUUUAACUUAUGUCAAGUUAGAAAACAUGUCAUCUAAUUUGUUCAAGUUAGAAAACAUGU
Molecule: messenger RNA, 1873 nt
Organism: Hemiscyllium ocellatum (epaulette shark)
Lineage: Eukaryota; Metazoa; Chordata; Chondrichthyes; Orectolobiformes; Hemiscylliidae
Gene: alg12
Product: ALG12 alpha-1,6-mannosyltransferase
Exons: 10
Coding region: 73-1659 (528 amino acids)
Biological process (GO): protein N-linked glycosylation
Cellular component (GO): endoplasmic reticulum membrane
Molecular function (GO): alpha-1,6-mannosyltransferase activity
Source: RefSeq, a predicted model, not a curated record